Molecule: messenger RNA, 300 nt
Organism: Gongylonema pulchrum
Lineage: Eukaryota; Metazoa; Nematoda; Chromadorea; Rhabditida; Gongylonematidae
Source: the annotation of a GenBank genome assembly
AUGUACCGUGAAGCAGCGAAGACAGCAGUUGUGAUAGCAUCCGAAGAGCAGGCAAAUGGUUCUUAUAGGAUUGCACACCAGCUACUUUUUGGAAUGUAUCAGGAAUUGCUGGAGGAAGGGAUUAAAGUAUCGUUUGACGUGCAGAAUAAUCUAAUGCUCCUUCACAGCUACCUUAUUAUCAAGACGUGCCGCCAGCAGGAAGAAUCGCUACGACCGCCGCAGGACCGUUACAGUCGAGCCCCUGGUAUUAUGGAUGGUGGAAGAAAGGCAGCAGCAGCCACUGCCUGUCCACGUCAGUGA